Molecule: messenger RNA, 609 nt
Organism: Physcomitrium patens
Lineage: Eukaryota; Viridiplantae; Streptophyta; Bryopsida; Funariales; Funariaceae
Source: RefSeq, a predicted model, not a curated record
AUGGAUUUGAAAACAGUCCUCACGUUGGUUGCUGUGGUGCUGGCCGCCAUCCCAAGCGUUCCCAUGGACGCCACAGGGGCGCACAAGGAAUUCGACGUCCUCGCCAUUUUUGCAUUUGGAGACUCGUUGGGUGAUGCCGGAACCAACAGUUUCAUCCCCCAAGCCUCAGCCAGGGCCGAUUUCCUACCAUGCGGCAAGACGUUCUUCAGGAAACCCACAGGGCGCUUCACCAACUGCCGGACCGUUGUGGAUUUCACAGAGUGUGAUGGUCAGGCUCCUGAUCACUUCAUGCUGUUUCAUGAGCUUUCAACUGGAUGGUGCUCAAAUCAUGUGAGCAACACGGCCCUGAUGAACUUGCAACGUGUUAAAACAGCUCAAAAGUUGGACCUCCCACUCACGCCACCGUUCUUGAAGCCUCACGCUUCCUUCACCAAAGGCGUCAACUUCGCCUCAGGCGGCAGGGGGUUACUGGACUCCACCAGCGCGGAUGAUUUCGUAAGUCCACGUCCCAUUCCCCGGGUCUCGAGGUUGCGCAUAGAAUCGGCUUCGUGCUUCAUUGGCAAAGCUCUUGAGAAUAACGGUUCCACAAGUGCCGUGAGGUGUGAUUGA